CAAGCCGACUGAGCUCUCAAAUCCAACUCAAAAACACAGGGCAGAAUACUCCACACUUCUGCAACAGGACACAAGAUUUAAUGCAAUAUUACAACAAUUUGAAAACAGCAACAAUGAAGACAACACUGGCAACUCUGACUCUCUGCCUGGUGGUGCUCAUGGCCACAGGUUUCCCCUUGGAGAAGAAAGGGGGUUCAACCUCCGGUCGUGCUGCCAAGGAGAAGCGUGUACAGUUCGCAGCUUGGGAUGAUGUGAAUGUCAUCGCUCAUGGCCUGCUGCAGCUGGGCCAGGGGCUGAAGGAGCACGUGGACAAAACUAAAGUCCAGAUGAGGGACAUUUCCACCAAGCUGAAGGUGUUCAAUCGCACAGUGACCGAGCUGGGGAAGGAAAGCCAGAAGCUGCGAAUGGAGGGGGAGGCCCUGAAGGCUCGAGCCCAUGGACUGGAGGACAGAGAGGGGCAGCUGCUCAAUGUCACGGCCGAGCUGAGGGAGAAGGCGGAGGAGAUGCAUCAGGAGAGGAAGACGAUGAGCGAGAGGAUGAACCGGCUGGAGGAGAGGGUGGACAGCAUGCUGCAGAGGGGUGCUGGGCUGCCUGACUCCAACGCUGGGGCCAAGAACAGCAGUGAUGCUCGCAACAUCCAGCUGAUGCUGGAGGGUCAAAACAAACGCAUUGACGAUCUGAUGGAGCGGAUCAGACUCCAGCAGGAGAAGCUUGACAAGCAGAAUGUGCGCAUCAGGACACUGCAGAGCCAGGUUCAACAGGCCCGUCAGAGAACUUCCCUGCAGAGCAGCCAGAAUGACAUGCAGAGCAGCGUCGCCGAGCAAAGCGACUCACCAGUCGAGAUGGCAUCCGACUGUCAUGAGCUGUUCUUGAGAGGAGAGACCACCAGUGGGAUCUAUACCAUCCAGCCAAUCAAUGCAGAGCCCUUUAAAGUCUUCUGUGAGAUGAAAACCGAUGGCGGAUGGACAGUGAUCCAAAGGCGUCAAGAUGGCUCAGUUGACUUUGACCAGCAGUGGCAGGCCUACGAGAAGGGCUUUGGCAGCCUGAAUGGAGAGUUCUGGUUGGGGCUAGAAAAGAUCCACUCCAUUUCUAAAGAUGGCAACUACAUCCUCAACAUCAAGCUCUCUGACUGGAGUGGAGAUUCAGAAGAUGUGCGCCUCCCCUUUCAUCUGGGCGGAGAGGAAACCAAGUACUCGCUCAAGAUUGAGAAGGCUGAAGCUUUCAGCCCCUUGGAGACUUCCCUGGGGACUGACGCCACCUCCGGCCUGCCUUUUUCCACCAGCGACCAAGACAACGACCUGAAAAACGACAUCAACUGCGCCAAGCACCUUUCUGGUGGCUGGUGGUUCAGUAACUGCGGUCGCUCCAACCUGAACGGCAGAUACUUCCAGAGUCCCCCUCCCAAGCAGCGACACCAGAGGAAGCAGAGCAUCUUCUGGAAGACCUGGAGGGGCCGCUACUACCCUCUGAAGUCCAGCAGUAUGAUGAUCGCCCCCGCUGCGAUCACCAAUAAGUCAUAAAAAUAUAAAGAGACAGAUUAAAGUUGCGUUAAAAGGAAGGGGGCAGAAAGAAGUAGAUGUUGUACUAUUCUUUCUUUUCUUGAUGCUUGGUUGAUGAGGUAGACACAUCAUUUCCCCUGGUUGUCUCCCUGCAAGGGAGACCUUACACCAAAGUCAAGGCCCUCAAAAAAAGAAGCAAAAAUAACUCACAUUACAUGAGUUCCAGGUUUCCCCUGCUCUGUUCUCUGAGAGAAGAAAAGAUUCCUCCCCUGCACCCAGAGCCACAGAUGGAAAAGAGACUAAAUGUGCAGUGGAAAGUUUUUCAUAUGUUGAACCAUUGCAGUGGAUUCCUUCUAUUUGGCACAAAGCAGGGGCCCCUAGACAAGAGAACAUUGCAGGGCGAGUCCCGGCACGUCCACUGUGCUGUGAGCCACUGAUGAUUUGCAACAAGUAGAGACCCAUCGCCAGACAUGUGGUGUUAACUAUAUAUGUGGGCUGUUGUUGAUAUUGAAUGUGGUUUUGUAGCAGGUAAACAGCACUGCCAGCUCAAAAACAGAUUUGUAAAGAAUGCAUGUAGGGGUGAAAUGGAGGCCGAUUAAGUAGGAGUUUUAAGCCCAAUGGUGCGGACCAAAUAAUGACCUAAUUUAAACAAAGACUUGUUUUUUGCAUGAGCAUGAUGACAUUUGUUUUCAAAAGCAUUAUGUAAAGUUAUAAAUCACUGUAAACUAGUAUAAUGAGCAGAAACUGUGUUAAGACUGAUGUUCAUGGCGCACUCAAAACCAUUCCAGCCUUUUGAACGACAUAUUUUCCGUUUGCAAUUGUGGAAAAAAUCAAGCAUAUUCUUUACUGACAUUUUUCCUUGGUGAUUUUGACGAUGUUAGGUCAUAUUGACCUAUUUAAAAAAGAGAGGCAUGGUUUUGUACUUAGUGUAUGAAGGAAUGUCUUCCGUCUUUCAGAAUAUAACUGUUACUGAUUUUUUGUGACAUUAUCUGUUGUACUCAUGACUUCAGUGUUUGUUCUUUUAGAUGUUCCCUUUCCUUAUUUAAAUGCAAAAGAAUCCAUAUAUAUAUAAAUAUAUAUUUCUGGUGCUGUCUGUCUGUAAUUUAUAUUGUCCUUGUCGUGUUUACCAGAUGUACAGUUGUUUUUUAAGAGGCCUAACCAUUUUGGGGUCAUUAUGAGCUAAUAAAAUGUCUCUAAACUAUUA
Trematomus bernacchii (emerald rockcod) is the source of this 2703-nucleotide messenger RNA. It is a transcript of the gene angptl4, whose product is annotated as angiopoietin-like 4. Bases 81 to 1520 code for a protein of 479 amino acids. The transcript is spliced from 7 exons. Lineage: Eukaryota; Metazoa; Chordata; Actinopteri; Perciformes; Nototheniidae. Gene Ontology annotation, molecular function: enzyme inhibitor activity. The record is from RefSeq and is a predicted model, not a curated record. Gene Ontology annotation, biological process: triglyceride homeostasis.